UGACUUUGCUUGUGGGAUGAAGAACUUUUCAUUUUUCAUUUUCCAUCCUAGGGGAAAAGUUACGUGAUAGAUGCCCUGUUAACUACGGAUGGUACAUCUGGAAACGGUCAAUGGAGAAUUGACGACAAAAAUAUCACGAUACUUCACAUUCACGCGUAGCUGAGCUCGAGCCAAUAUGGGAAAGGAGUUUGGAAAUUUAGCCAAAAUCAAUGGCAUUGCCUACUUCCGGCUCAGUCCAUAUGAGCAGAAAGCCUUCAAGGGUAUGAUCACUGAAAGUGUACCAAAUCUGAUACGCCGUUUCCAGGGUAGCGUAUUUCGUGUUGCUCCUUUCUUCAUGUUCAGCUAUUUGCUGAUAAGCUGGUCAAAAGAACAGAAUGAAGCAAUUUCACGGAAGAACCCCAAGGAUUAUGAAAAUGACGUAUAAAAUAUAGGUGAAAAAAUCUCUAGUUUGGCACUUAGGUCAUCAUGAGAUCAAUAAAUUAAUCUUACUUUCUUUUAUGUGAAAGUAAAAAUAAUAUAUAUAACUACAUGUACUAGAAAUAUGUUCGACCCUUGUAUAAACCCACAUUGCUUUCCUCUUAUGAAAUACGCGAGUAACAAAUUUGAUUUCCAAGUCAUUAAUAUUUUAUGUUGAAUUACAGUCUGUUUCAGAAUAAUAUUUUAAGUUCUUAUUGUAUAAAUAUUCUUUCUCUUGUACAUGUAGUGCGAUUAUGAUUAUCUCUAUGAAAAAUGUAAAGUAUAUCUCUAAUAUAAGUGAUUGACAAUAAGUAGAACGAUGAACGGUAAAUACAUACUGCAUGUUAUGUAAAAA
Ooceraea biroi (clonal raider ant) is the source of this 811-nucleotide messenger RNA. Its product is annotated as cytochrome b-c1 complex subunit 8. Lineage: Eukaryota; Metazoa; Arthropoda; Insecta; Hymenoptera; Formicidae. Gene Ontology annotation, biological process: mitochondrial electron transport, ubiquinol to cytochrome c. The record is from RefSeq and is a predicted model, not a curated record. Gene Ontology annotation, cellular component: respiratory chain complex III.